CAGAAUUUUAUCAAUAUUGGCAAGAUCCGAAGAUUGAUCAUUUUGUGGAUUUCUCCAGGGAAUAAUUUUCAUAAAGUAGCUUGAAAUAACGUUUAAGGUAUGGUAAACUUGGCCGAUACACUUAUGAUAAAUACGGUGACGGACGGAGCUAUGAAUUUUUUGCGACAUAUUGGCAUCUUUAAAACGCAACAACCUACUCCACAACCAGCUCAGAUUAUCGUAAGAAUGCCGCUGUGGCAAUUAGCACAGGAGGCGGGGCCCUUUGUGCGCCUGGCCGGAGUGAGCGGUGCUGCGGCUGUAGUGUUAGGUGCAAUGGGAGCACAUCGCACGUUCCCUGAACCCGAAACUAAGGAAGAUUUAAGGAAAAUAUUUGACACGGCCAACCGCUUCCAUUUCUUACACACACUUGCACUUGUUACGGUGCCUCUUUGCAAGAGACCAAUGAUUGCUGGCGCUUUCUUUAUUACCGGCAUGGCACUAUUUUGUGGGACCUGCUACUACCAUGCUUUCACUGGAGACCGUUGCUUCCGGAGGCUCACCCCCAUUGGUGGCUCUUGUCUUAUACUUGGAUGGGUUGCAAUGGUGCUGUAAACCUUUGUGACUAUUUAUAGAUGCUCAUUUUUGUUGAUAGAUGGUCAAGUGUACAUUCUAGUGUAGGUUUAUGUUUUAGACUUUAUUGCACACUUUUAAUACUUAAUAUUUGAUGUAUUAUGUAGUCUGAAUUAUAAUAUACCUGGUAUUUUAUUAUGUAUAUUUUCCAUGUUGAUACUUUGAUCAACACAACAUAGAGCAAUAAUUUUAUUAGUUAAAGUAGUAACUCCAGUUAUUAGAAUGUUAGUCAUCACAUAAUGUAAUUAGAUUUAGAUCUAUGUUAUAAUGGAUUCUCUGACAAAAUACAUAAUCAUUCUUAUUAUGAAGUACAUUCUAAUAUAUUUUUGUGAAUGUGUAGGUGGCAGUGUAUAAUAUUAAAUGGUUGUUCGGAAAUGUUAGCUGUCUUUGUUUUAUUAUCUUGUAAGAUUCACGAUGUCAACUUGAUAAUAAUAAAUGCCAAAUAUUUGAAGGUUC
This is a messenger RNA of Spodoptera frugiperda (fall armyworm), 1065 nucleotides long. Its product is annotated as transmembrane protein 256 homolog. The transcript is spliced from 3 exons. The record is from RefSeq and is a predicted model, not a curated record. NCBI's taxonomy places the organism in Eukaryota, Metazoa, Arthropoda, Insecta, Lepidoptera, Noctuidae. Bases 100 to 591 code for a protein of 163 amino acids.